ACGAAUACACACACACGCGCGCGAUCCCUUUUUCGCCGAGGGGGGGGUGAACAUGAUCGACAGUGUGUGAAUGGCGAUGUGGCCCGGAGCGACGCAGCCCAUUGAUGAGCGCUGGGUGGGUGGAGAAGGAGGAGGAGGAGGAGGAAAAGGAGGAAGAAGAAGGGGGGGCGGCUCCGGGUGCGGUGGCGUCACUGCCCGGCGCGCGCUGAAGAUGGCUCCUCCGCGCGCUCCUCCGGCACACAGCUGCGUCAGCGGCCGCGCGUCCGAGCACGCGCUGCUGUGAGAGCGGAGACCGCGAAGCCGAAACGCCGAAGAGCGCGGCCACAGCGGGGGGGGGACCCUCCUCCGACGCCUCGAGUGCUGGGCGGCGGGAGCGCGCACCGUGGCCAUGGGUUCGACCACAGACGAGGAGUUUAAGGAGAAGCUGCUGUGGAAUGUGAAACGGGAGGUGAAGCAGAUCAUGGAGGAGGCGGUCACCAAGAAGUUCGUGCACGAGGACAGCAGCCACGUGAUCGCACUGUGCAGCACUGUCGAGGCGUGUCUCGGCCACUUGUUGAAGCGGAGGGCGGCGGGCUUUCUGCGCAGCGACAAGAUUGCGGCGCUCUUCACCAAGGUGGGCAAGGUGCACGCCACGACCGCGGAGGUGUGCCGCAAGGUGCAGGAGCAGCUGCAGCAGCAGGCCGAGGCCACCAGGAGGGUACAGAGCACAGGCCCGGAGCCCCUAAGGCGGCAGGGCUCAUCGGCCGGUCGCGCCCCCCAGCCCCUUUCUGCUCAGGCCAUCAAGCACAUCUGGGUGCGCACCGCGCUCUUUGAGAAGGUGCUGGAUAAAGUGGUCCAGUUCAUCGUGGAAAACUGCAGUAAGUACUACGAGAAGGAGGCCCUGAUGCACGAUCCAGUCUACGGGCCCAUUCUAUCAGCUCUGCUGGUUGGUCCUUGUGCGCUGGAGUACACCAAGCUGAAGACAUCAGACCACUUCUGGACCGACCCCUCAGCUAAUGAGCUAGUCCAGCGCCACCGGAUCCACGGGGCCCACCGGGGCCAGGAUACAACCCAAGGCCGUCGGCCUGCUCUGGGGAUUCGCAAGCGCCAGUCCAGCGGCAGCAUGUCGGAGGACCGGUUUGCGGCUUCCGCGCGGGAGUAUGUGGAGUCGCUGCACCAGAACUCCCACACGCAUCUCCUCUACGGCAAGAACAACGUGUUGGUACAGCCGAAGAAGGACAUGGAGGUGCUCCGGGGAUAUCUGUCCCUCCACCAGGCUGCGGAGAACCUCACCUUAAAGUGGACCCCCAACCAGCUGAUCAACGGCACCCUGGGCGACUGCGACCUGGAAAAGAGCAUCUACUGGGACUACGCUCUGACCGUGCCUCUCAGGCAGAUUGUGUGCCUCCACUGCCACCAGCGUCCGGACUGCGGUGGAACUCUGGUGCUGGUGAGUCAAGAUGGCAUCCAGCGCCCCCCGCUGCACUUCCCCCCCGGGGGCCACUUGCUUGCCUUCCUGUCCUGCCUGGAGAGCGGCCUAUUGCCCCGGGGCCAGCUGGAGCCCCCGCUCUGGUCACAGCGAGGCAAGGGCAAGGUCUUCCCUAAGCUGAAGAAACGGAACAGCACGGCUCGCCUGGUGGAGCAGGAUGCCGCGGCGGAAGAAGAGGUGGCUGCCGACUACGUCUUCCGCAUCGUCUACCCCGGCCAUCGCCACGAUUCCAUCACUAUAAACUACCACCACACGACAGGCAGUCGCGCUCCCUCGCUGGACGACGACGAGGAGGAGGACGAUAGACUUCACGCAAUGAUCUCAAUGAUCUGCUCGCGGAACCUCACAGAUCCUAGUGUCAUGAAAGACCACGGGGAGCUAAUGGAGGCGCAGGGCAUCGGGUGCAGCCCGUUGUCAUGGCAGCAGGGCGAGUGCUCCAGCCACGUGUCAUGCCUCUCCUGCUCCACCGGGGGCAGCAAUGCAUCCUUUGAGCUGCCUCCAGGCUGCACGUGCAUCCAUGACCGAAUACCCCUGAAGAUGCUCUGCCAGAACAUGAAGCGACAGAUCGUCUCCAGAGCUUUCUACGGCUGGCUGGCAUAUUGCAGGCACCUGUCCACUGUGAGAACGCACCUUUCAGCUCUGGUCAACCACAACAUUGUCCCGCCGGACAGGCCCUGCGAGGCGUCUGGUGGCCUCAGCAAGGACAUGUGGAGCAAGUACCAGAAGGACUGCAAGAACUACAAGGAGCUGGAGCUGCUGCGGUUGGUGUAUUAUGGAGGGGUGGAGCAUGAGAUAAGGAAGGAGGUGUGGCCUUUCCUGCUGGGACACUACAAGUUCGGCAUGGGGAAGAAGGACAUGAUACAGAUCGAUGAGAAAAUCGCCGCCCGAUACCAGCAGGUGAUGCGUGAGUGGAAGGCGUGUGAGGUGAUCGUGAAACAGCGGGAGAAGGAGACCCAGUCCGCCAUCUUCGCCAAGCUGUCCUCAGGCAGCAGCAUUGACAGCCAUGUCCUGCGCCUCAUCCACAGGGACUCCACUAUCAGCAACGAGGUGUUCAUGUCUGUGGACGAGCCGGACGCGGGCGGUCAGGACACCCCCGGGGGGAGCGACAACACACCCACCCUGUCCACCGUGGUGCCCCCGUCGGCCCUGGCACCUGACGAGAGGCCCCUGGUGGAGUUCGACUCCCCCGACUCGGGGCUGCCCUCCUCCCGCAACUACUCGGUGACGUCGGGUCACUCGCAGCUCAUGUCCAGCAUCGAGGACAGCCAGAGCACGGAGGAAGAGCCGACGGAGGAGGGGCGGCCGAACGACACGCUGGGAGAGCGGAGCCGGGAGGACUCCCUGAGCGAGGAGCGGCUCUGCAGCCAGCUGGACAAGCUGGGGACCAGCGGCGAGGGCGUCCCCGUCUCUUUGUCCUCUUACACGAUCGAGCUGUUGGACACGGUGGCUCUGAACCUGCAUCGCAUAGACAAGGACGUCCAGCGCUGCGACCGCAACUACUACUACUUCACCCCUGCCAAUCUGGAGAAGCUGCGCAACAUCAUGUGCAGCUACGUGUGGGAACACCUGGAGGUCGGAUACGUCCAGGGCAUGUGUGACCUUCUGGCCCCCCUCAUGGUCAUCCUGGACGACGAGUGCCUGGCAUACAGCUGUUUCACCCAGCUGAUGAAGAGGAUGAGUCAGAACUUCCCUAACGGUGGCGCUAUGGACACCCACUUUGCCAACAUGAGGUCUUUAAUCCAGAUCCUUGACUCUGAGCUCUUUGAGCUGAUGCACCAGAAUGGAGAUUACACCCACUUCUACUUCUGCUACCGCUGGUUCCUGCUGGACUUCAAGAGAGAGCUGCUCUACGAGGACGUGUUCGCCGUCUGGGAGGUGAUCUGGGUGGCCCAUCGCAUCUCCUCGCAGCACUUUGUGCUCUUCAUCGCCUUGGCGCUAGUGGAGGUCUACAGGGAUAUCAUCCUGGACAACAACAUGGACUUCACGGACAUCAUCAAGUUCUUCAACGAGAUGGCGGAGCGCCACGACGUGCAGCACAUCCUGCGGAUCGCCAGGGAGUUGGUGCACAAGGUCCAGACCCUCAUUGAGAACAAGUGAUCCCAGAAUCGCUUCACCCCUAAGGAGGACGGUCCCUCCCGCCUCGCCUCGCCUCGCCUCGCCUGCGCCCUCCCUUUACCCAUCCUGGGGAGGCCCCGCUGAGCACGAUGAGAGCUCAUGGCUGGCGCACCUGUUGCACCUGUUGCACCUGCCAAGACCAGUGGGGGGAAGAGGGAGGGGCCGGAGGGGCUGGGAGGCUUGGCCGGCCUCUUCCGGACGCAGGACGUGCUGUGCCGCGCCAGACUUUGGAGUCGUCUGCAUGCUCGUGAGUUUGACCACACUGUGACGCGAUUAUACGUUCGAUGCCGUUUAGGAAACGCAUGGCACAAGCGGGCCGCGCUCGACGGAUCGUUCCGGGUCACCACCAUUUACAGUAAAGACUCGCGCCAAAUGCAAAGCCCUCGUUACCUGCCGGAGUCCGUUCACUCGUAAACCACGAGCUGCUCUGUUGGAGGAAGAAGGCAAACCGUUACAUUGGGUAUUAACCGUGAUGUGUUGCUGCGAAAUGGCCAAAUUCGGUCUCCGGUGCCAACGGCGGUUCGCUUUGGGUGACAUCAACGGAUCCCGUCCCUGACGACGCCACGAAAACAACCCCCCAAAAAAAAAACUUAUGUUCGUGACCAAAAGAACUGUGCCAAUUUUAACGUGCUUAAAUGCUGUACGGAUCAGUCCGCAUCCAUCCGCGGUUUGUUUACCUCUGGACCGCACCCCCCCUUUACCCCCAGAGCAGGUUCCCGCCAUCGCUUUCCAUUCGCCACGUGGAUUCGGCACGCAGGGUGCAAGGAGAUGCAAGCGCCACCUUCGUGGGAACGCUCCCAGCUUCGCCUACGGCCACGCCCUGCCCCUGAUCUCGCAUUUUAGCACAGCCGGUACCACUGACCCCCUUUGUCCGCUAGUUCCACGAUAGCGCACAGUGCUGCUGGAAAACCCCCCUCCUGCCCAUAUAUGGUUUGUGCGCGCGUGUGUGUGUGUGUGUGUGU
This is a messenger RNA of Scleropages formosus (Asian bonytongue), 4545 nucleotides long. It is a transcript of the gene sgsm2, whose product is annotated as small G protein signaling modulator 2. Gene Ontology annotation, molecular function: GTPase activator activity. The record is from RefSeq and is a predicted model, not a curated record. Lineage: Eukaryota; Metazoa; Chordata; Actinopteri; Osteoglossiformes; Osteoglossidae. The transcript is spliced from 24 exons. Gene Ontology annotation, biological process: activation of GTPase activity. The coding region runs from base 389 to 3565 and encodes 1058 amino acids.